AAAAACAAGUCUAUAAUAACAAUAGUUUUUGUUGCUCUUUUUUCACAUCAGUACAAUGGCGUCGAAUGAACAAUUCAAGAGGGAAAGAGGUGAGGCAGCUGCAAAACUAGCUGCUAAAGAUCUUGAAGACGUGAACAGAGGAAGAGAACGUGAUUUGAGUGCUUCAGAGAAGCAGCAACAACAACAACAACAACAGGGAGUUGUGGGGUCCAUGCUGAGGGCUGUGCAAGACACAUACGACAAUGCCAAGGAAGCUGUGAUUGGAAAGAAGGGUGUUUCGGAUUCGGAUACUCCAAGGGAUCAUGUGGCUUAUGUUGCUCCUAAGGACGAUGAAGGAAAAGAAGUGAAAGAGAAGGCAAAGGAGAGUGCAGAGAAAGCAGGUUCAAAAGCUGAAGAGUAUACAGAUUAUGCAGCUCAGAAAGCAAAGGAAACAAAGGAUACAACACAGCAAAAGGCAGGGGAAUACACAGAUUAUGCAGCUCAGAAAGCGAAGGAAACAAAGGAUGCAACAAAACAAAAGGCAGGGGAAUACACAGAUUAUGCAGCUCAGAAAGCGAAGGAAACAAAGGACUAUGCUGCAGAGAAGGGUAGGGAAGCGGCUCAGAAAGCGAAGGAAACAAAGGAUGCAACAAAGCAAAAGGCUGGGGAAUACACAGAUUAUGCAGCUGAGAAAGCAAAGGAAACAAAGGACUAUGCUGCUGAGAAGGCGAAAGAAGGAAAGGAUGCUACAACGGGGAAGCUUGGGGAGUUGAAGGACGCAGCUGCAGAUGCAACCAAAAAGGCUAUGGAUUACUUGAGCGGAAAGAAAGAGGAAACCAAGAACAAGACUGCAGAGACCGCUGAGGCUGCAAAGAACAAGGCUUCGGAGACCACUGAGGCUGCAAAGAACAAGGCUUCAGAGACCGCCCAGAAGACUAAGGAAAAGCUGAGCGGAGAAGACGAAGAAGCGAGGAGGAAAAUGGAAGACGUAAAGGUGGAAGAUAAAGGAUAUGGGGGGCGUAGAGAUGAGGCGGUGAUCAAAAUGGAAGAGACACGACCAGGAGCGGUGGCGGAAACGCUGAAAGCAGCAGAUCAGAUGACGGGUCAGACCUUCAACGAUGUGGGACGCAUUGAUGAUGAAGGGGUCAUUCGUAAGGGCCCCGCCGGUUAUAAAAUGUGAUAUAUAAUAAUAAUAAUAUCAUGUUACUGAUCGGUACAUUACAAUGUAACUUGUUUCUGUUCCUUUUUGGUUUUCUCAUAAUAAAAAAUGUAUCCACUUAAUAUUUUGUUUGUUCAGAGUAUGUGUAUCGUCCUAAUAUUUUUUUCUUAGGUGAAAUUUGGUCUUGGUAAUUGGUUCUGGGAUCUUCUAAUGAAU
Messenger RNA from Gastrolobium bilobum, 1354 nucleotides. Its product is annotated as late embryogenesis abundant protein ECP63-like. The transcript is spliced from 2 exons. NCBI's taxonomy places the organism in Eukaryota, Viridiplantae, Streptophyta, Magnoliopsida, Fabales, Fabaceae. The record is from RefSeq and is a predicted model, not a curated record. Bases 56 to 1159 code for a protein of 367 amino acids.